Molecule: messenger RNA, 663 nt
Organism: Emiliania huxleyi CCMP1516
Lineage: Eukaryota; Haptophyta; Isochrysidales; Noelaerhabdaceae
Exons: 2
Coding region: 1-663 (220 amino acids)
Biological process (GO): dolichol-linked oligosaccharide biosynthetic process
Cellular component (GO): UDP-N-acetylglucosamine transferase complex
Source: RefSeq, a predicted model, not a curated record
AUGCUCCCGUCACGGGCGUCAUCCGACGUCGUCUCGCCGUCGCCCAUUCCGCUCGCGCUCGCCCUCCUUGCCGUGCUACUCGCCGCGCGCGUCGCGUUCGUCUGGCGUCGCGGCCGCUCCCGCCGGCCAGCUGGCGAUCCUCCGCUCCGCACGCUCGUGGUGCUCGGCUCGGGAGGCCACACCGCAGAGAUGCUUGUGCUGCUGCGCGCGCUGCCGCCAGAGGCGUACGCGCCGCUGCUGUACACCAUGGCGGCGUCGGACACCACGAGCGCCGCCAAGGUGGCCGCCUUUGACGCCGAACGGGCGCGGCGGUGCGGCAGGAAAGCGCUGCUGCCGAGCGAGAUGCUGCGGGUGCCGCGCAGCCGCGAGGUGGGGCAGUCGUACGUGACGAGCGUGGCGACGACGCUGCGCGCGCUGAUCGCGUCGCUCCUCCUCGUCUGGCGUGCGCGGCCCGACCUGCUCCUCUGCAACGGCCCCGGCACCUGCGUGCCGCUCUGCGCGGCGGCGUGGAGCCUCCGGCUCGCGGGCGUCAAGCACGUCGAGGUGGCUUUCGUCGAGUCCUUCUGCCGCGCGCGGCUCGGGCUCUGCCAACACUUUCUGGUGCAGUGGCCGCAGCUGGCCGCGAGGUACCCGCGCGCAAGGUACCUCGGGCGCCUCUGCUGA